CGCAAUUUAUAUCAAUUUUUUAUUAAUUUCAAUUUUGUAUCCUUUAAAGUGCCUUAGUACCACCAACAAGACUGAUGUCAAUUAAGUAAGAAUUUUUACAAUCACAAAAUCAACAAUUUCACCGUCAAUGCAAUCAUUUGUUAGGAUAUUUUUAGUUUUCCACUAGCGAUGAAGCUGAAAAGUCAAAUUUUAAUAUUUCUCCUGAUUUUUGGGGUUUAUGGUAAAAUCCAGGACGAUAAUCAGGCACAACAAAAUGUGAUAAGUGAAGUAGGAUCAUCAAAUGGCACAACAGACUCAAAAGAAGGUAAAAAAGAAUCAGAAGUGCUGGAAGCAACUUUAGAGGAACGAAGAGUCGACGAAUCUCCAUGUUUUCAUGCUGACAUCAAUCAAUUUUGUUUUGAAAAGGAACCGACAAAAGGUUGUGAAUGUGAGCAGUUUAGGGAUGCAAUAAUCUGCUGUAAUGUGACUGACAUCCUGAAAUCUAUUGGUUGUUUGAGCAUGAAUGCCUCAACAUAUAAGAAUAUUCAUGUUAUCAAUGCUACACAAGCUGAAAUUAAUGUGACACAGUUGAAUUCAUUAAAACAAGUUGACUCAUUGGUGAUUACGGAUGGAAAUGUUAGCAGACUUGUUGGACAGUUUGCCAGGUUCUCAUCUAUUAAGUGUCUUAACUUUUCGAACAAUAACAUCACAGAAAUCAACGAAAGAGCUUUCAUGAACCUUAAUCAACUGAAGAUUGUCGAUUUGUCAGCCAAUAAUCUUACAAAACUUCCUAGUCUGCAAAACACAACCGUCGACAUCCUCGGAAAUUCAAAAAUAUCAUGCAUCAACAUCUCAGCUGCAUUAGAAAAGGACGUAAAAUUCUUCAACAAAGAGAAGUCACUCUGUGAAAGCGAGGUGGUCUACUGGUUCAAUGACACAGCAUCCAUAACAAUCUCAGACGUCGAAAAGCGCAAAAAACUCGAAUAUGACUGCCCAGAAAAGUGUCGAUGCAAGCCAGGACACAUGCAAUAUACAAACAUCGAAGAAAAUAAGAAAGAUCAUUUAAUUUUCAUCUCAGACGUCGAUUGUUCCAACUCUGGACUCAUAAAGCUACCGACUAAGUUGCCUGAGAAUACUUACUAUUUAAACAUCACAAACAACAGCAUUUCAUCACUCUCUGCACUGGUUACGAAUGACUAUUACUUGAAUAUUAAGAGCUUAUUUGCUGAUGAUAAUCUUAUCACAUCUAUUGUUGACUUGGAGGGGUCGAAAUUUUUGGAGAACUUUACGGUGCUGUCGUUGAGGAAUAAUAAGAUAAAAGAUAUUCCGUACUAUAUAUUGUCGAAUUUAGAGAAGAAUCUCAAUGGAAAGAUCCUCUACCUCGGCGGCAACCGUCUCACCUGCGAAUGUCACAUCGUCAAGAACAUUAACCACUGGCGCCUAAUCAACGAUUGUGACAAGAUUCUCUGCAACAACAUGCAAGCAAAAAUCCUAGAAUUAAAAGAAACUGAACUCUGUAAAUCAGGAAUUGAUGAUUGGGCAAAUUACAUCGAAUAUCUGAUUGUGAUUGAAGUUCUACUGCUUAUUGCGCUGUUUACAAAAGUCUCGUAUGAUUACUAUGUGUUUAAGAAAACUGGUUUCUUGCCAUUUCCUGCAAGUUACAUCAUUUUGUACAAUCAAAAGUGAGAUUAUGAUUAGAGUUGGAGUAGGUAAGGAGUACAUUUGGGUAGAUUAGGGGCUUUUGCAACAAAAAUUUUGAAUUUAUUGAAGUAAAUUUGCGUAUUUUUAAGGAAGAAAAUUGAAAAUUUGUAGGAUUUUUUGUAUUAUUUUGAAGAAUUUAACUGUGCAAUCCAUGACAAAAUGUAAUAAUGUGAGGUAAUUAAGUGAUAAGUUCAAAAAUAUAUUUUUAAUUGCCAAAUAAAAGAGCUUUUAGAGCUGAUUUUUUGAGAGUAAAGAAA
Molecule: messenger RNA, 1937 nt
Organism: Chironomus riparius
Lineage: Eukaryota; Metazoa; Arthropoda; Insecta; Diptera; Chironomidae
Source: the annotation of a GenBank genome assembly